GCCACUCUUUAGUAAAAGAGAAACCAUGUAAAAAGUAAUGCAUGUCAAGUUUAUAAAACAUUACCUUUUCCUUUUCCUCUUGGUACAAUUGCAACUCGUUUCGUCAUGAGUACGCGUUUAGACAAGACACAAGUGAUAGUCCAACAUAUUCUGCGACAUUUGACAUUGCCGAGACGGUUUCCUCCUGGGGUCGAACAUUCUACAACAAAACCUCUUUUCGUAGGUUUGUCAGGUCCACAGGGGAUUGGAAAGACGACGAUGACAAACAAGUUGGUGUCAGUACUUUCAGGAACUCCACAUAAUCUACGCGUCUUUUCAUUUUCGACAGAUGAUCUCUAUCUACCCUACAAAGACCAGACUGCUUUGAGUCAGCGAUACCCAGACAACAAACUGAUUGAGUUUCGUGGACUUCCAGGGACACAUGAUGUUCAUUUGGGUGCGUCCACGUUUCAGGCGUUCUGUGAUGCGAAUCGACAAUUUUAUGCUGCUGCUCCUGCUACAACUCAACACCAGCAACAAUUAAAGCAAGGAACGUUGACAUCUAACGUUAUAUCAGUUCCCAUUCCAGCAUACGACAAGGCUUUACAUUCUGGCCGUGGGGAUCAACUUCCUAGGGAACAAUGGUCUCAUGCUGAAGCGCCCUUUGAUGUGAUCCUCUUCGAGGGUUGGUCUUUGGGGUUCAAAUCCAUUCGAGAUCCCUUGAGACUACAACAGAUUUAUCAGGAACACAAUAGUAAUUCUUCUUCCUCCCAACCUUGUUCUUCUUUUCUUUCUAAGCAUCCAUAUCCUUCAAUUGAGAUGGUGAAUGAAUUUUUGAAGGCCUAUGAACGAGAAUGGUAUAGUUAUCUGGAUGUGUUUAUUCAUUUGUCAGCGCCCAAGUUGGAGACGAUCUUUAAAUGGCGAGCAGAACAAGAGCAGGAACUGUGGGCUCGGAGGGGGACAGGGAUGACAGAGGAACAGGUGAGAGAUUUUGUGACGAGGUUUAUGCCGGCGUAUGAGGUUUAUCUUGAGAGAUUGAAGCGUGAGAAUCUGUUCAAGAAGGAUGAUGAUGAUGAACAUAGCGAGCAUAAGGGUAGAGUAGAAGCCUCAGAGUCAGAGUCAGGGUUGUAUGUAGGAAGACAUUUACGAUUAGAUUUAGAUGAAGAUCGAAACUUGGUGUCUACAGCAUUGGUGGAUUAGUUUUCUCAGAGUGAUCAUCUAAAAAUAUAUAUAUAUACAUGUAUAUCCUAAUAAACCUAGCACGAGA
Lobosporangium transversale is the source of this 1246-nucleotide messenger RNA. RefSeq names its product P-loop containing nucleoside triphosphate hydrolase protein. The record is from RefSeq and is a predicted model, not a curated record. The transcript has 2 exons. Bases 106 to 1179 code for a protein of 357 amino acids. NCBI's taxonomy places the organism in Eukaryota, Fungi, Mortierellomycota, Mortierellomycetes, Mortierellales, Mortierellaceae. Gene Ontology annotation, cellular component: cytoplasm.